This is a messenger RNA of Rhizophagus irregularis DAOM 181602=DAOM 197198, 558 nucleotides long. The record is from RefSeq and is a predicted model, not a curated record. NCBI's taxonomy places the organism in Eukaryota, Fungi, Glomeromycota, Glomeromycetes, Glomerales, Glomeraceae.
AUGAUUUAUCCAUUUGUGGAUAAUACAUCCACAUAUUUAAUUAAUGAAACUAUACAAUUAUCGAAUAUUAAAGUGCAUUUUCUUCCUCCAAAUACAACUUCUCACUUGCAAUCUUUAGAUGCUGAAAAUAGUUCAGAUAUAACACCAAUUGAUAUUUUUAAUGCUAUAACAUUUGCAAGUGAGGUUAAGAUUGCUGGAAAAACUAGGGGGUUUUGGCAAGUUAGUGAAAUGCCAAAUAGCGAAACUUUGCCGAAACUAUAUGAAAGUCUUAUUAAAAACCUUAAUGAUGAUAUCAAUAAAAUUACUUUAGAAUUACAAGACAUUAUUAAUGAAUUAAAUUUACAAAAUCCUAUUACAGCUAAGGAGUUUAUUUGUAUUAAUGACGAGAUUCCAAUAGAAUCAUUAUCAGAUAAAAAAAUUAUAGAUGCGGCUUUGAAUAGUUUAGAAAAAGUAAUUCUUUAUUUUAAAAAUCCACCUGAUGAUAUUACAAUUAAUUACACAGAAUUGAAAUCUCUUAAUAUUUUAAAAUCAAAAAUUAACAACAAAAAUUCAAGAUAA